Molecule: messenger RNA, 706 nt
Organism: Zea mays
Lineage: Eukaryota; Viridiplantae; Streptophyta; Magnoliopsida; Poales; Poaceae
Product: 40S ribosomal protein S19-3
Biological process (GO): translation; ribosomal small subunit assembly
Cellular component (GO): cytosolic small ribosomal subunit; ribosome
Molecular function (GO): RNA binding; structural constituent of ribosome
Source: RefSeq, marked validated
CUCCAAACCCUAGUCUCAGAGCAGCCGCAUCCACAACCUGCCUCUCUCGUCCCCUGGCGGCGUCCGCGGCAGGAUGGCGGAAUCUACGGCGAGGACGGUGAAGGAUGUCAACCCGCACGAGUUCGUCAAGGCCUACUCCGCCCACCUCAAGCGCUCCGGCAAGAUGGAGCUCCCUGAGUGGGUUGACAUUGUGAAGACUGCGAGGUUCAAGGAGCUUCCUCCUUAUGAUCCUGACUGGUACUACAUCAGGGCUGCAUCCAUUGCAAGGAAGAUCUACCUAAGGCAAGGCAUCGGUGUGGGUGGCUUUCAGAAGAUCUACGGUGGCCGCCAGAGGAAUGGCUCCCGCCCACCACACUUCUGCAAGAGCAGUGGUGCUGUUGCACGCAACAUCCUGCAGCAGCUGCAGAUUAUGGGCAUCAUCGAUGUCGAUCCCAAGGGUGGACGCCUCAUCACCAACCAGGGAAGGCGUGAUCUGGACCAAGUGGCUGGAAGGGUCGCUGUUGAAGCGUGAGCAGUGUCAUCUUUGGUUUCAAUGGUGUCAUGUUUGAUGGUUGAGAAGGCUGCGCUCUAUUUGCUCUUUUGGGUUAGGAUUUUCGAGUUCAGAGGACUUUAAGGUUUAUUGCAUCUAGCUAUGGCGCCACACUAUGUUCCCCGAGUACCUAAUGUGAUAUCAAGACUCAAUUCUCGAAUCUAAGAUAUAUGUUUG